AUGUCCCACCUCAAUUGUUGGGUCUCUAGGGACGACAUCCAGCGUGUUUUUGAUAUCGAAAUUGCCAGCGAGCAGACUGUUGGCACGUUGAAGGAAGCCAUCAAAGAGCAGAAGGCUCGUUUAUUUGAUGAUAUUGACCCCGACUCUCUCCACCUAUGGUUGGUA
Suillus paluster is the source of this 165-nucleotide messenger RNA. RefSeq lists its product as uncharacterized. The annotation marks the transcript as partial. The record is from RefSeq and is a predicted model, not a curated record. The transcript has a single exon. Lineage: Eukaryota; Fungi; Basidiomycota; Agaricomycetes; Boletales; Suillaceae.